CAAAUGAAUGAUACAUUAAAUAUAUGUGCCAAGAAAGACACCCCACCCCCUUUAUUAUACUGUCCGAAAUUCUGUGGUUUAUGCACAUCACCAAGCAAAGGUAAUGUAACACAUCACGUGACUACAACAGUCUCCAGUGGUUCUUCAGAAAUAACUGACGGCGGUUCAUGUAAAGAUGAAAUAUACAUGGAUUGUAAACUAGCAGACGACACACACAACAUCUGCGCAGAAAGAUCAUUGGCUGCUGUCAAAUACUGUCAAAAAUAUUGUGGUUUUUGUUCAGCGGAUGGAUCCACACUACCGCCACCCAAAGGAACAACAAUAGAUACAUGUAUAGACAAUGGAGACAUAGACUGUAAACAAAUGAAUGAUACAUUAAAUAUAUGUGCCAAGAAAGACACCCCACCCCCUUUAUUAUACUGUCCGAAAUUCUGUGGUUUAUGCACGCCCUCUGAUGGAGGAAAUACAAAGUCUGCUUCAACAACAUCCGUAACAUCCACAGGUUCACAAACAACACAGACGAAAACCACACAGAUGACGACAAAAUCAUCAACCAUACAGUCUACUACAACGAGUCCUCCACCUAAAACACUCCCACCAACAACAACGCAAUGUGCGGUAUGCGCUGGGCCACAAUUUCUGUGUGAAAAAUUGUUCACACCUACAGCCUGUACUCCACCGAACAAUUACUGUAUCAACACAAUUACGAACAAGCUAGAUGGCACUAGAACCGUAAAUAGAGCAUGUGGAGAUUUUAACACCUGUUAUAGAGAAUGGUACCUGGGAACAUCGGACGAGGACCAGUGUCGUAAUUUUGACGCUACCGACCAGCAGUUUAUCGACUUCCGGUGUACAUUCUGUUGUAUCAGUGACAACUGUAACAAACCACUACGUCCUCUAAACAGCGACCUCUACAAACCAGUCUAGUCGUCACAUCACACUCUCAUUUGUAAAAUUAUGUUUAUCUUUGAAUAAAUCUGUUGAAAUAUGA
This is a messenger RNA of Ruditapes philippinarum (Manila clam), 991 nucleotides long. RefSeq lists its product as uncharacterized. The coding region runs from base 4 to 927 and encodes 307 amino acids. The record is from RefSeq and is a predicted model, not a curated record. Lineage: Eukaryota; Metazoa; Mollusca; Bivalvia; Venerida; Veneridae. The transcript is spliced from 6 exons.